AUGACAUGUUUCCGACCAAUCAGUUUUAACUUCAGUGAAGAAGCGGAAGUGAGUGCAGAAAUUGAUUUUACCGGCAUCUUUAGCCCACCAGCUUCGGAAAGGCGCAAGGGAUGUUGCUGUGGGUGCUCGGCGGUCUCCUCCUGCUCUUCUGCAGCCUGGACGUGUGGUACUUCCUUCGGGGGGCAGCAGUGGCCAUCCAGGCCUUCUUCGAACCUCCAAUAAGGGAUGUUCUAAAAGAACACAUAGUCAGCGGGCGAGUGCUACCCCAUGAUUUGGACUACAUGGGCCAUAUGAACAACUCCCGCUACCUGAGGGAGUGUGACUUUGCCAGAUUCCACCACUACUCGCGAAAUGGGAUAUUUAAUGCCACCCGUGUACUCGGAGUCACUAUGGUGGUCGGAGCCUCCACUAUCCGCUAUCGACGAUCCCUCGCGUUCGGGGAGGCUUUCGAGAUACGGACCCGCAUACUAGCUUGGGACGAGAAGUCUUUUUAUGUGGAGCAGCGCUUUGUCUCCAAGAAAGACGGCUUCAUCUCUGCCAUCAUGCUGUGCAGACAGAACGUAGUGCACAGCAGCCCAGAGAAGAUCAUGGAGUACCUGUGCAAGAGAAAGGUGGAGUGCCCUGAGUAUCCAGAGGAUCUCAAGCAUUGGAUCAGCUACAUUGCAGCCAGCAGUCAGGCAUUGCGAGCGGAGAGUGGACUAGAGGAGAAGAACAAAUGAAGUCGGUACUAAGAAGAGCUACAGUACUACACACACUCAUCUCACUGCACGUCACAUACACUGAAACAUCCACAUUCUAUAGGAAACCAACCUUUGUCUUACGUGACUGUAUGUUAUGUGAAUGAAUAAGCAGAAAUACUCAGGACUGCUGCAGCUGUAUAUGGUAUUGAAGAAUUUAGUUUUAUUCAAUGCAUUAUUUGCACUGGGAAAAAGGCAGAGCUUAAGCAUAAUUUGUUCUGGUAUAGCUGUCAGACAGUUAAACCGAUAUGACUGAAUUGCCUCCUAAGUAUAAAAAAAAGGGAUAAUAUUGAUGGGUAAGGACACUGAUUAUGCCCUCUAAAUCUACUGUGGACCAUGUGGACCAUGUAAAGACAGUAGGCUUAGGGACACUCUUUAUGAAGAGUUGAACCUUUCCUUGAAGUAAGCAUGUGGAAUAUAAUAAUUAUAUUGGCAUAAAUGCAUGCUAGUAACAUUUAUUUUGAGUUGCAUGCUUCAUCAAUUUAAAUUCUGCCCUAAAUCAUUUCAAUCUAAACUUUAAAAGUUGGAAUGGCCAUUUCGUCACCUUUUACUCAAAAAUAAGAACCAAUGAAGACAACAUUCUAAUAGACCUGUUGGAUCUGACUGUAUGAACUUAAAUUAUUUACCCAGCGUCAUACACAUUGCACCAAAACGUUCCUGUUCCAUAAUGUGGACAGUUCUGUUCAAUAUGAAAGUGUCUGUCUAUUGACUUUCAUUUCAGAGGGGACAUAUGCCAUAUACUUGAUGCAUUGAGAGUGAACAUAAUGUAUGGAUUAUAGUGGGAAAUGUACAUUCUAAAUAUUUAUUCUAUUUAUUUUCUAAUUGUAUAUUGUGAUACAGUUGUAAAGUGCAUUCACAAAGACUGAAUAUAAAUGAGGGUCCAUUGUGUAAAUGCAUUUGGAUAAACAAUGCAUUUAAUUAAAAUGUUUAUGGUUUGAAAUCUGAA
Molecule: messenger RNA, 1683 nt
Organism: Hypomesus transpacificus
Lineage: Eukaryota; Metazoa; Chordata; Actinopteri; Osmeriformes; Osmeridae
Product: protein THEM6
Exons: 3
Coding region: 111-719 (202 amino acids)
Source: RefSeq, a predicted model, not a curated record